This is a messenger RNA of Pieris rapae (cabbage white), 2894 nucleotides long. RefSeq names its product dual specificity tyrosine-phosphorylation-regulated kinase 2 (gene Dyrk2). The transcript has 10 exons. Gene Ontology annotation, cellular component: nucleus. Gene Ontology annotation, molecular function: protein serine/threonine kinase activity; protein serine/threonine/tyrosine kinase activity; ATP binding. The coding region runs from base 138 to 1508 and encodes 456 amino acids. Gene Ontology annotation, biological process: peptidyl-serine phosphorylation; peptidyl-threonine phosphorylation. The record is from RefSeq and is a predicted model, not a curated record. NCBI's taxonomy places the organism in Eukaryota, Metazoa, Arthropoda, Insecta, Lepidoptera, Pieridae.
CUGUAGUGUCAUAUAUUUAUUAAGAUAACCUUUAGACUUUUAUCAAAAUCGCCAGUGUCUUGUUUUUGAUCCUAGUUCUUCAUCUCCACUACAGUCACAUUGGAAGGAGUUAACAAGUGUCAACACAGGCUCUUGACAUGAUUUUGUACGAUUUGCAGAUAGAAGCCGGUGGAGGAGAAGGCCCGGGGCCCCCAAGCAACAACAACUCCGAUGGGGCAAUCGCCAGUCCCCCGAGAGAUGACAAUCACAACGCGCAGUUGCCCUCGCCUAGAGCCACGCCGCUUACACCUUCAGAAGCGUUGAAGGCAUUCGGCGAGCGCCUUACUGAUUGGGAGAGAAACGAGAUACGCAAAUAUCCAGAAAUAUGGUUUCUUGGCCUUGAAUCGAAUAAGAUUCAUGCGCGCUCAAAUCUGCCUAACAAUUGUGGAUUUGACGAUGAGAACGGCAGUUAUAACAAGCAAAUUCACGAUCACAUAGCCUACCGCUAUGAAAUCCUGGAGGUGAUCGGAAAGGGAUCUUUUGGCCAGGUGAUAAGAGCGUUUGACCAUCGCUCAGGGUCACAAGUUGCUAUUAAGAUUAUCAGGAAUAAGAAACGGUUUCAUCACCAGGCCCUUGUUGAGGUUCGAGUCCUGGAUCACCUGCGACUUAAGGACAAGGACCAAGCUCAUAACGUGAUCCAUAUGCUGGAUUACUUCUACUUUAGAAAUCACUUAUGUAUCAGCUUUGAGCUUAUGAGUAUAAACCUGUACGAGUUGAUUAAGAAAAACAAUUACCAGGGCUUCAGUCUCAGUUUGAUCAGAAGAUUUGCCAGCUCGCUACUCCGCUGUCUAAGGCUACUGGAAGCUGAAAACAUUAUACAUUGCGACCUUAAACCAGAGAACAUACUCCUGAAAGCACGUGGCAGUUCCUCAAUCAAAGUAAUUGACUUCGGUAGCUCGUGUUACACACAUGCGAGAGUCUACACAUAUAUUCAGUCCAGGUUCUACCGCAGCCCGGAAGUCAUACUGGGACUUCAGUACGGGACGCCCAUUGAUAUGUGGAGUAUGGGAUGUAUCCUUGCGGAGCUUCAUACCGGAUAUCCUCUCUUUCCGGGAGAAAAUGAAGCGGAGCAACUUGCUUGCAUCAUGGAGUUGCUGGGUCCACCGCCACCGGACCUCCUAUUACACGCUACAAGGAAGAGAUUAUUUUUUGAUUCUAAAGGAUCACCGCGCAGUGUGACUAACUCAAAGGGUAGGAAACGUCGACCUGGGUCGAGGGCUCUGUCAACAGCUGUGCGGAGUGACGACCCAGCAUUCUUGCAUCUGCUCCACCGAUGUUUAGAAUGGGAUCCAAAACGACGCAUCACGCCAACCGAAGCCUCCCGACACGAAUUUGUUACUGGAUGUCCUCUGGGUGCUUCUUCGACCCUUCUUGCGUUACCACGGCUACCUCCACCAAGGCCUACUAGGAGUGCCCUUCUCCACUCCCAGUCAGCAGGGGACGUAGCAGCCAUGCUGGGACGGGCGUGACCAGGGGAUAGAAUGGCUUCCAGUGGCCUGCCGUAGACACGCAACAAUUAUAAUAAGGGCAACUGAACAAGCUUUUUUGUCCCGCAACAUUUAUUUAGUAAGAACAUGUUAUUCUUUCAUCUGAUACAAGGAUUCAUCGGUUGGGUUAUAGAUAAACUUCUUCAAUUAUUGGUGUUAUAAUUACUAGUCUGUCGUGCAUUUAUGAUUUAUAUAUUAACGAUGAAUGUAUUGAUAUAAUACCCUAUAAUGGGUGGAUUCGACCAUACAAGAGUAAAUCUUAAUCUUAGAAUUAAUCGUCAGUUAUUCGAGUGUCAAAUCAAUUUUAAAUCCAAUCCAGUCCAAUCUAAUGUCAGUCGUUUCACAAAUAUGUAUUCUGUGUUUUAAUUUCUAGUCAACGCAACGUACUAAAUUAAUAGUCUGGCAUUUUAUAAUUCAACGUUUAAACAAUAAUUAAAUAAAUAACAAUUGAUUGGUGAUAGUGAUAGUGAUGAGAAAAUUAUAAUUUUCUAUCUAUCUAGGUAUACCUAGACGUCCAAGAUGGUUAAAAUAAAGAAAUACUUAUUUUAAUGUUAUGAUGACCAUGUAUAAAGUUAAAACCACACGACAAAAAUCGAUAAUUCCCUAAAAUAAAGAACAAUUACAAUUUUUUGAUGUCGUUUGUCACCUGCCUAAAGCAUCUUUUCCACACUAUAAUACGGCAAAAUUGAGUUGACAUGAUGUAUGUCUCUUACACUGUCCAGUUGUUGAGCAACAUUUAUUUGCCGAGUUUUAUUUUCCUUCACCAUUCUCUCUGCUAUUACUAGCGCAAGUAUACUAUCGAUUACGUGGAAAAACUACUAUGGAUUUACUCGACAUCAAAAUCAUGGAAUAGAUUAUUCCUGGUAUAGUUACUCGUGUAUAAAUUUAAGCUUGGUUGAAUCGACCCUAAUACGAGUGCAUUAAAACUAGAAUAACAGACAGAUAUGCUUUGAGACGAAUUUUUUUAGACAUUGCAUUUGACCAUCGCAAUUUUUAUGAAAAUGUAUUACUCGUAGCAAUUGCUGAUCCAGUGAUUAAAUUAAGACUUCUGAACAUUACAAUGUAGCUCCUUAGUCUUCAAAACAUUUAAACUGUGAGUUAUUUGUGAUAGAAGUUUGUAGGAUAAGUGUAACGUGGCCUAUAUGUUGAGAGAUACUGUCUAUAGAGUUUUGUAUCAAUGAUAGCAUAUCCCUAGAUAUUUAACGUUUAUACCUUCGUCAUCAUAGAUAUAGUUAAUAGAUUUUCUUCUGAGAAUAUAAAAAUCUUAGCUUUUUAACGAAAAGUCUCGGAAAAUCGUGUUGCAUUUUGCGUAAUGCAAUUUUUAUUUCUUAAAAUGACUACCCGCAUUAUAAUAGCCCUUAAUUCGAA